AUAAUUCCGUGCGCAGAUCCGCUCUUCCUUCCUUGAGAGUUAAGAUGGCGGACCGGCGGCGACGGAGACGACGCGCCUCUCAGGACAGCGAGGAGGAGGACGAGUCCGCCUCGGGCUCCGAGGGCGGGAGAUCCCUCUCGGCCGGCCGCAAGCCUCGUGGAAGAGACCCCGAGCCGCUAGAAGCGCCAGCGGAGCGCGUCGCCCCCAAAAGCGACGCGGAGUCGGAGUGUGAAAGUGAAGAUGGCGCUGGUGAAGCGGUCUUAUCAGACUAUGACAGCGCUGAUCUGGAGGAGAACGGAUCGCACACGGAGGGAGGAGAGGAGGAGGAGGAGGGAGAGCAUAUCAGUGAAGAAGAGGCCUCACAUCCUGCCGCAGAACCGAAGCCCGCUGCAAAUGCACCGACAGAAGAGCUUGGUGAAGAGGAGGCGAGAGAUGAAGGGGCCAAGGAGGUUAAAGCUGAUGAGAAGGGGAAUCUAGCCGGGGAGCGACAGAGUGGGGAUGGACAGGAAAGCACCGAGGACCCUGAGAAUAAAUCGGGCAGCAAGCUGGACGAUGAUGAGGACCGGAAGAAUCCAGCCUACAUCCCCCGAAAAGGCCUUUUCUUUGAGCAUGACGUGAGAGGCCAGGCUACAGAGGAGGAGAGACCUAAAGGCAGGCACAGGAAGUUGUGGAAGGACGAGGGCCGUUGGGAACACGACAGAUUCCGUGAAGAGGAGCAGGCGCCAAAAUCACGCGAAGAGCUAAUUGCUUCUUAUGGCUAUGACAUUCGCAACAGCACUGGGCCGAGUGAUGGACGAUCGUACCGUUUCCGAAAACCCAGAUAUUCUGGCUCACCCAGUCGGGAGCCUAGGCGCAAUCGUGAAGGUGAAAAGUCAGUGCGUACAACGUGGCAGGUGCCUCCACCUGGCCAUCGUAAUACUGCUCCGUCUGUUACCCUGCAGUCAGGCCCACCUCCUGGUCCCCCUGCAGCACCUAAACCCUCUGGCCGACCCUCGACCCAGCCUCCACAGCGCAGCUUCCAGAGUAGUCGAGCCCUGUCGGCCCCCCACAGGACAGAAGGGCAGAGACACACGAAGCCCAGUCUAGAUGGCCCACCACCUCGAGGAGUGCGGCCACAGCCUGUGGAGGGUGAGAGGGGCCCGAGGCUCAGGGGCCGUGGUUCACAUGCUGUUCACACUGACCGUACCCCAGCCACGGUGGUGGAGGAUAUCCACAGUGUGGAGGAAGAAGAGGAGGAGGGUGAGAUUCCAACAGCCACAACUACAUACACCGCUCACCACUACAGGACGGAGAGAGAGAGGGUACCAUCUCCACGGAAACAAGAGUCUGGCCCAGCAAUGGAAGGGGGCAGUGCAGCCGGUCAGGUGCGAGAAUCGUCUCCUCAAGAGAAGCCGGUGGAAAAGAAAUCGUACUCUCUUGCGCGAAGGGCGACACGAACGCGACCGUCUGAUCUCGGUAAGCAGGCGUCAUUAGAUGACUCCUCACCCGUGGUCCAGCAAGCCCCUGUGGCAGCAAAGAGUGAGUCAUGGCAAGAGCAGAGUGAUGCUGGAACACAAGGUGGACUGACGGGGCUCGACCAGGACCUGGCUCGACUCAGCUUGGCGGGGCAGAACUGGGCCCAAAGCCCUCCCUCCUACUUGCAGGCUGAGAUGAGAGGCAUCCGUAGCUCUGUGCACAUAGCAGGAGGGCCUCCACAGUAUGGAAACAUGGAGGAUAUUGGUGUUGGUGGUGGCCGGGCUAAGCGGUAUUCAUCACAGCGCCAGAGGCCAGUUCCAGAGCCUGCACCCAUGCACAUAGGAGUCAUGGAGGGCCAUUUUUAUGAACCCAUGUCAUUCCAGGGACCAAUCUUCACACACAGUGACAGUCCAGCAGCCCUGCCCCCUCAAGGCAUGCUUGUUCAGCCUGAGAUGCACCUGCCACACCCCACCCACCCCGGACACCCAGGUUUACACCCGCACCAGUCAGGAGGGCCCUUGCCCAAUCCGGCUCUUUACGCUGCCCCACCAGUUUCUAUGUCACCUGGGCAACCGCCUCCACAGCAGCUGCUCCCCCCACCCUUCUACCCUCCACCAGGUGUCAUGACCUUUGGGAACACCAACUACCCGUACCCUGCUGGCGCUACGCUACCUCCAAUGUACCCCAAUCCCCAGGCACAGUCACAGGUCUACGGUGGUGUGACAUACUACGACACGGUACAGCAGCAAGUUCAGCCCAAACGCUCCCCGCCCCGACGCUCCUCUCAUCCUGUUACAGUCAGACCUCCCCCUCCUGAGGACCAGAGCAGAAAACCCGCUGAGGAGAUUCACUCCUAGCUGACGGAGGAUGAGGGGGCUGCGUGUCAGGACCAGCAUCGCUUUUGUAUAAAUUGAAUUCACCAUUUAGGUUUUGGCUUUAGUUUUUUUCUUUUAAUACUGUUUGUGUAUUCGUUAUGCCUUUUUUAGGUCCACUGUCUUCAUGCAGGGUUCUGUUUUGCGGGUCGUUCCUGUCUGUGGUAUAUCCAUUCAUAACCAGCGAUGUGUUUUACCAUUAUCUGCUGUUCGGCUAGGAAUUAAAUGUGCAGUCUUAAGCGGCGAGAGGUUUUUAUUUUUCUCUAAGCAGCUCCUGUAUCUCCGAUGUCUCUACUGACAGACGAGAAUUGAAAUUGUUUGAGGCUGCUGGACUUUCUGAAUCGAGUUUGUUUUAAAUCUCCAUUUACUCUUUUGGGAAAACAAAUGGAGAAAUGCACUAAGAUGAACUUGAGUAUGGGAAAAAUUGGCCCUGCAUUUUUUAAUUCUGGACUAACGGUCUCCUGUUUCACAGCUUAGAUGCUUGGAAUGGAGCAAUGAAGCCUGCAGACUGCUGUCAUACAUGGUAAUGAUCUUCAAAUGCACAAAUCCAAGACCAUUUUGGGUCAAAUUAAAGCCAAUUUUGCAUGUUUUUUGUCCGUUUAAAAGUGACUGCUUAACCUGCCGUGAUGGUGCUUAGUCCCAUUUCAGACUGGGGCUGAACCCCUCAAACCUCCUCUCUUCAUCGGUGUCUUGUAUCUUUAGACAUUGUGCUGUGUUGAAUUCAAUACUGUAAUUAUUAAAGUGAACAGUUAACCUUGCCAGAUACUGACCUACUUGACAGUGUAACUUGCUUGAUUAGCUUUCUAUUGUAAGUGUACAUAUUAAAGUAUAUUGAAGCCAGUGGUUUAACGAAUAAUACGAAGAACUAGUCAUUUCUGAAAUGCUGUCAAUAUGAACAAAGGCAGCAGGGAAAUCUAGCCUAAGCCUCUGUUUCUUUCAUUUUUUUAAUUUUAAUUUCUAUAAUUAAUCUGCAAUUCAAUUUUUUUUUUAGGCACACUGUACAGGCAUGCAUGGUUUUAUAGAUAUAUUUCAUUGUGAAAGCAAUUUUAGAUGGCAACCUUGGCUUUGAGCUGUUAUUCUUUGCCCCACUGUGGGAGUGCUAUGGAUGCAUCUUUUUCAAUUGUUCCCUUUAUGAUUGUUUCCGUCUGAAAAAAUCUAACAGUAUAACUGAGAUGUUGUCGUUCCCAACAUUGUUUAGACAUGGCUCAUAAAGACUAUUAGAAGAUGUUUUAUUACUUUCUAUGCCUUAAAGAGUUAAUUGGUUUGACAUAUCUGUUUUUGUUUGAUUAGACCUGACAACACUGUGAGGGCUUGUAUGUUUCAUAGUUGUUUGAAUAAUAUUCAAAUCGUUUAGUUUUAUUUUGGGGAGUAGUGUCAGGAGAUGAAAUUAAACAAGAACUGAAUAUAACAA
Messenger RNA from Carassius carassius (crucian carp), 3738 nucleotides. RefSeq names its product protein CASC3-like. The transcript is spliced from 13 exons. Bases 45 to 2312 code for a protein of 755 amino acids. Gene Ontology annotation, cellular component: exon-exon junction complex. Gene Ontology annotation, biological process: mRNA processing. Gene Ontology annotation, molecular function: mRNA binding. NCBI's taxonomy places the organism in Eukaryota, Metazoa, Chordata, Actinopteri, Cypriniformes, Cyprinidae. The record is from RefSeq and is a predicted model, not a curated record.